Molecule: messenger RNA, 854 nt
Organism: Polypterus senegalus (gray bichir)
Lineage: Eukaryota; Metazoa; Chordata; Cladistia; Polypteriformes; Polypteridae
Product: trypsin-like
Exons: 5
Coding region: 25-765 (246 amino acids)
Biological process (GO): proteolysis
Molecular function (GO): serine-type endopeptidase activity
Source: RefSeq, a predicted model, not a curated record
CAGAGCUGAGCCAGUUCAUCCACCAUGCAUUUCCUCAUUGUUGCCGUCCUCAUCGGAGCAGCUGUUGCUGCUCCAUUCGAAGAUGAUGACAAGAUCGUCGGUGGUUAUGAAUGCAGAAAGAACUCUCUGCCUUACCAGGCAUCUCUGAAUGUAGGCUAUCAUUUCUGUGGUGGCUCGCUCAUCUCCAGCCAAUGGGUGGUCUCUGCUGCUCACUGCUACAAGUCCCGUAUCCAAGUGCGUCUCGGAGAACACAACAUUGACACCACUGAGAACACAGAGCAGAUGAUCGAUUCUGCCAAGGUGAUCCGACACCCAAGCUAUAACGGCAACAACCUGAACAACGACAUUAUGCUGAUCAAACUUUCCCGUGCUGCCACACUGAACAGCUAUGUGAACACCGUUUCUCUUCCUGGGGCAUGCGCUAGCACUGGCACCCAAUGUCUCAUCUCAGGGUGGGGCAACACACUCAGCAAUGGCGUCAACUAUCCAUCUCGUCUGCAAUGUCUGAAUGCUCCCAUCCUGUCCGACACACAGUGCCGUAAUGCUUAUCCUGGCCAGAUCACCAGCAACAUGAUCUGUAUUGGGUUCCUGGAAGGAGGAAAAGACUCUUGCCAGGGAGAUUCUGGUGGCCCCGUUGUGUGCAACAAUCAACUCCAGGGGAUUGUGUCCUGGGGAUAUGGCUGUGCUGAGCCUGGCCUUCCUGGGGUCUACACCAAGGUGUGCAACUACAACAGCUGGAUUCAGUCCACCAUGGCCUCUAACUGAGCUGCCUGUCCUUAAAGUUCUUAUUCUGUCAAUGCUGUUCACAUCAAUAUCCCAAAAACAAAAGCAGCAAUAAAAAUGUGUUAAAACAA